GCUUCUUUCUUCUCAACAAGACGAGCAACAAUGCAGGGCACAGAAGCAAAGGAUAGAUCUGCCCCUGAUAAUCUAGAUGACUACCUCGGCAGCAGUGUUCUUGCUGGAACAUCCAAGAUCUUUGUCAGGAAGGGAUGGGACAGCGUUGAAUCGCUCAAGUCAAUGACCAGGAAAGAUGUGAAAGCGCUGGGCCUUACUAAGCAGCAAAGGAAAGCUUUUGAGAUGAGAAACUUUCUUGGCAAAAUAGAGCUUUCCAGGUAUGCAGACACGCUGGAGGCCUCUGGAAAGACUCUGUCUUCAUUGCGAGCAAGUAGUAGCUUUGUUUUAAUUUGUAAAUAUGGUAUGGAGAAGGAUGAUGCUCUUCGAUUCUUAGAACACAGAGAAGAAAAUAGGCAGAGCAAGGUUGAGAAAUUGAUGUAUGAAGAAUGCAUCCCUGGAUGCAUUUUUUGAG
Molecule: messenger RNA, 451 nt
Organism: Selaginella moellendorffii
Lineage: Eukaryota; Viridiplantae; Streptophyta; Lycopodiopsida; Selaginellales; Selaginellaceae
Exons: 2
Coding region: 31-450 (139 amino acids)
Source: RefSeq, a predicted model, not a curated record